UUUCGUCUCAGUCUCGCCGUCCCACUCCUGUCUUUUGUUGCAGUACUAGCUAGCCUCUCCAAUAACAGAACAAACAAACUCUAUGUCUUUGCCAGUUCAGCCCGCGAUGGACCCUCUCAGCGCAGUAGCGAGUGUCGCGGGCCUAGUCGGUCUUGCAGCGCAGAUCGCGGCGUCAAUCAAGCAGCACGACUUUUGGUCCUCGGUCGCCGACACGCCGGUGUCUCUGCGGUGGCUGCUUGCCGACGUGCAGCUAGUCCACGACCUCGUCCACAGCAUCGAGGCCAGCUUUGCGCGCAGCGCCAUUCCACAGGGCAGCACCGAUCCUCUGCAGCAGCUGCUGGAACGAUGUUUUGCGGACCUCGCUUCGCUUGAAGGCUUGGUCAAGACUGUUCUCCCGGUCCCUGGUGACAGCUGCAGAAAGGCCACUUGGAAGUCAAUCAAGGCGACGCUGAAGAAGGACAAGUUCAAGUCGUAUAGAGAGCACCUCGUGUCUGCAAAGAUUACUCUUUUGCUUGCGCAGGGCUAUGUCAACCAGCAACACAUCGAUUCACGGUUUGACGCCCUCGAGACUCGCAUCGCGUCUCUUUCGCUCGCGAACAGCACGGCGGCGCUGGAGGAGAGAAUCGCUAUCGAGGCGCAGAAGAUCACUGCGUCGAUCCUAGAAUCGUGCUCCACCAUUUCGCUUGUCGGCGCGAUGGCGCCAUCGAUACAGGCUACUGUCUCGAGUGCGAUCGAGACCGCCAUGCGGAGCCACCUGCCUCAGCAGCCAUCUAGCAGCCGUGAUACUGAGAUUACGCGUGCAGGCAACACUCGGAAGAGUCACCGGCUUACUUCGAUCAAGCAUUACAACACCCCGUUCAAGCGGUUCGAGGUCCGAACAAUCCACAACGGGCGCGAUGUUGUCGGUAGCGAGUGGGACCCACAUGAUCUCUCUGCGAGUUCACCUAAACCCCCCGAAACAGAGAUCUUCUUCCUUCCCAGAAGGUGGAUGUCGUCAACGGCUCGAAGACUGUCGAUCCAGUGGGAGCCGUCGUCCCACUGGGGCUUCUCUGGCUUUCGGGUGAAAUACCACCCCGUCGUCCCGACGAGCUCACCGAUAUUAAGAGCCUGUCAGGAUGGCGAUGUGGCUUUGGCAAGGUGUUUGCCCAGGUGCUCGCCUCACCAGAUGUUGUCUGUCAAUACGGGUUGUCCUUGCUUAUUGUAGCAUACUAUGUGUCGAUGCGUAUCACCGACCCUUACAAUCGUCAUGUGUAGAUUUCUGCUUCAACAGGGAUGCGACACGGCAGGCGCCCUCGAUCACCUAGUGUAUUGAUUUCCCAGUAAUUAUUACAUGAGCCAGUGGCCUAACCCCGAAAUUUUGAAUAUUCAACUAGAACUUCCAAGGCUGAUUGUGCAUCAUGGUGGGAAAGUGGAUCAUCUAUUUCGGUUCUUAUUCAUCUCCGUUUGGUCUACGAUAAUUACGAGAGACAAGUCAACUCUAGGACCGUACCU
Messenger RNA from Lasiosphaeria miniovina, 1491 nucleotides. RefSeq lists its product as uncharacterized. The transcript has 4 exons. The record is from RefSeq and is a predicted model, not a curated record. The coding region runs from base 83 to 1204 and encodes 373 amino acids. Lineage: Eukaryota; Fungi; Ascomycota; Sordariomycetes; Sordariales; Lasiosphaeriaceae.